AUCAUCGCCUCAAAAUACCAAAAUGGUACUUACUCUGGUACCUGGUAGAUCUCUUGGUGAAUUUGAACUCGGUACCUUGUUAUGGAACGUUCUUACAAUCUUGAGAUCUUCACAAAAUUUGUUUCCUAAUGCUCAGAUCUGUUGGGACGCACGAGAAUCAGCCACUAGUUUUAUUCAAUUAUCAAUUUCAAGUCCAGCUAUUCAGUUAAUCUUUGAUGGUCGUACUCAGCGUUUGGUUUUAAUUGAAGCUUAUAAUCCUAUUGAUCAAAACUUUACAAAUCGAAUGAUCCCAUUAGGAGAAUGGAUUAGUUAUCGUAAUCAACCUAUCUCUCUUUCGAUUGGACCUAAUGAUCCUGGUGUCACCUUAAGAGUGAUCCAUCGCUUAUUCGGUCCAACCUAUCCACCUUUACCACACGUUGCACAUCCAGAAGAAACACUCAUCUCUUAUCCUGGUGUAGCAUUCUCAUUUCAAAAUCAAGUUUUAAACAGGGUGAUCUUAUCAGUUCAACCUAGUGAAAUUAACGAAGAUGAAUCGGAAAGUCAUCAAUUGGCUGAAGCUUAUUAUAAACCUAAAAUGCCUCAAUAUUUGGAUUGUAUUGAUGGUGAUAUUUCAUGUGCAGCAGUUAGGUUAGGUAGUCGUCCAGAUUCUAUACCUACAACAGUUUGUUUUAGCUUUAAAUCAUCAUCUCCUUCAAACCCAAUCUCAGAUGUGAAUGUAGUGAUUGGUGAAAGUACUUCAGAAGAUAUCAUGUGUGAUUUUGGAGCACCAUUACGAACGUUUUGGAAAGAAGAUGAUCGGAUGAAAAUUCAUGCUCAUCUUAAAUCCACUGGAAGACCGAAUGGUACAGUAGAUGAACCCAAUCCUUAUUUCAUGUCUUAUUACAACUUAGGUCUCGAUUUUUUGAUCGAUCCAAUUUCAAAUGUGGUUAUUAAGAUUAUCUUACAUUCAAAUAUUCCAGGUGAAGUACUUUUUGCUAGAUACUCAAGAUGUCCUUGGUCAAUUUGUAGACCAACAGCAACAGAAGCCAUCUCAAGUCUUGAAAAGUGUACUUCUAUAAUUCGAUAUAUCAAAGGUGAAGGAUCAACACACCCAAGGUCUUCAACUUCCGAUCAGUCUCAUCGGACUCAAAAACAUUCAAAUCAUACCCCAAAGAGUUCAGGUGAAACUGAUUCCGCUCCAGCUGCCACAUAUGUAGAGCCUGCUAUGGUCUUGGACCGUACAGCAGAUGUAAUGGAUGAUGGAUUAACAUUACAGAAACCUACACGAUUGAUUGGAUUUGAUGGUGCAGUACUUGAAGUGACUGAUAAUGAUGAUAUAGAAACACUUUGGUUGUUUUGAUACCAAUUUAUGAUGAUGAUCAAUGGAUGAAUCUACAUAAUCACAAGUUUUGUAAAGUUUCUAAUUCAUGAGGUUUAGUCAGUUGUAUAUUCUUUUACUUUUGUAUUUUGUUUUGUAUCUUUUCUUUUGAUUUUAAGAAUGCUUGUUGUAAUGAUUAAUGAUUAUUGGAAUAUGAAACAUGUUUUUUUUGGAUGUC
Melampsora larici-populina 98AG31 is the source of this 1535-nucleotide messenger RNA. RefSeq lists its product as uncharacterized. Bases 23 to 1339 code for a protein of 438 amino acids. Gene Ontology annotation, biological process: Golgi to plasma membrane protein transport. Gene Ontology annotation, cellular component: trans-Golgi network. The record is from RefSeq and is a predicted model, not a curated record. The transcript has 9 exons. Lineage: Eukaryota; Fungi; Basidiomycota; Pucciniomycetes; Pucciniales; Melampsoraceae.